AUGGCCGGCGGCGGCCGCAGCAGGAUCCGCGCGGAGCACCUAGAACAAGAGAAACACGAACUAAGGAGGCGAUUUGAGAACAGAGAAGGAGAAUGGGAAGGAAGAGUGUCUGAACUGGAAAGUGACGUAAAACAGCUGCAGGAUGAGCUGGAGAGGCAGCAGGUUCACCUGCGUGAAGCCGACCGUGAGAAGACACGGGCUGUCCAGGAACUCUCCGAACAGAACCAAAGACUCCUGGACCAGCUCAGCAGGGCAUCCGAGGUGGAGCGGCAGCUCUCCCUGCAGGUCCACACCCUCCGGGAGGACUUUCGGGAGAAGAACUCCUCCAGCAGCCAACACAUUGUACGGCUCGAGAGCCUUCAGGCUGAGCAGGUCCUUGAAAUCAAAAUGCUGACGGACAGAAAGCGGGAGCUGGAGCAUCGCCUUAGUGCCAUGAUGGAGGAGAAUGACCUGCUCCAAGGAACCGUGGAGGAGCUGCAGGACCGAGUCCUCAUCCUGGAAAGACAAAGCCAUGACAAGGACCUGCAGCUGCACCAAAGCCAGCUGGAGCUCCAGGAGGUGCGGCUGUCCUACCGGCAGCUGCAGGGGAAAGUAGAAGAGCUCAGUGAGGAGAGAAGUCUCCAAAAUUUCAACACAACCAGCACAUCCCUGCUAUCUGAGAUAGAGCAGAGCAUGGAGGCAGAGGAGCUGGAACAAGAACGAGAACAGCUGAGGCUGCAGCUCUGGGAAGCAUAUUGCCAAGUGCGAUAUCUCUGCUCCCAUCUCAGAGGAAACGACAGCGCAGACUCAGCAGUCUCUACAGACUCCUCUAUGGAUGAGUCUUCAGAAACCUCAUCAGCCAAAGAUGUCCCAGCUGGCAGCCUAAGGGCGGCUCUCAGCGAGCUGAAAAGACUGAUACAAAAUGUGCUGGAUGGGGCAGACUCCACGAGCUCUCGACGAAGUGACGACGACACCUUAGAGGAACAGAUCAGGCGAACAAGUGAGGAUUCGCGAGCCCUGAGGGAAUUAAUGGAGGGAGAACGGGGGAAACUGAGGCAGAGUUUGGAGGAGCUGCAGCGACUGCACAGCCAGGUCACACUGCUGAGUGUGGAAAUGACGACGCUGAAGGAGGAACGGGACCGGCUGCGAGGUGCUGCUGAAGACAAGGAGACAAGUGAACAGCUCCUGCAGGCCAUCAGGGACCGAGAUGAAGCCAUUGCCAAGAAGAACGCGGUGGAGGUGGAGCUGGCCAAGUGCAAGAUCGACAUGAUGUCCCUCAACAGCCAGCUGCUGGACGCCAUCCAGCAGAAGGUGAACCUCUCGCAGCAGCUAGAGGCCUGGCAGGAUGACAUGCACAGGGUCAUUGACCAGCAGCUGAUGGACAAACACCCGAAGGAAUGGAGCCAGCUUGCUUAUUCCUUCUCCAGUGGCUAUGGCGCAAAGCGGAGUGCCAGACCCUCCCCCGUGUUCAGGCCGGAGCAGCAGGGGAACGAGCCCUUUGGGGCAGAAGGGAACCGUCUCUUUUCCUUUUUCAAGAAAAAUUAA
This is a messenger RNA of Egretta garzetta (little egret), 1524 nucleotides long. It is a transcript of the gene BICDL1, whose product is annotated as BICD family like cargo adaptor 1. Bases 1 to 1524 code for a protein of 507 amino acids. The transcript is spliced from 11 exons. Gene Ontology annotation, biological process: vesicle transport along microtubule; Golgi to secretory granule transport. Lineage: Eukaryota; Metazoa; Chordata; Aves; Pelecaniformes; Ardeidae. The record is from RefSeq and is a predicted model, not a curated record.